Molecule: messenger RNA, 733 nt
Organism: Paramecium octaurelia
Lineage: Eukaryota; Ciliophora; Oligohymenophorea; Peniculida; Parameciidae
Source: the annotation of a GenBank genome assembly
CAAAAAUUAAAUGAAGUAGGAAAAAAGUAAAAGCAAGCCAAAAGAUUAGAGAGAGGAAAUCCUACCUGUAAAUAAGAUAAUCUAAAAAUGUCAAUAGACAUUAGGUAUUUAUUAUACUAAUCAAAGAGAUCACUUAGUUUGAAUAGCAAGAAUUAAAGAAAAUGUUUUCUAUAGUUUCUGACAAAAUGCAUCAAGUUAAUUAAAAAAUUUACACCUUCGAAAGGGAAGAACGGCUAUUGAGGAGGGAAAAUGAUGAAUGGGAAUUCUAUUUGAAAGAAAAAACUUCUCUUCUUAAAUAACUAACAUUAUUAAUUGAUUUAAUUAGUGGCAAAGAUCAAUCCUUUGAAAUAGAUAUUUCCACCAAUCCUGCCUAUAAAGAAAUCCAGACUUACCCCAUUCACAAAAAACAAUUGGGUGAAGACCUACUAAAAACCAUUCAGAGCGAUGAAACGUCAAUAAUUAAGCUCUAAGCACAAUUAUAAGAAAUUGAAGAAACAUCUAAGCUUCUUAGACAAUCUGGUGCUUUUUGGAACUGUGUUCGUUGCAACAUCACUUUAAAGGAAGGAUUUAAUGAAGAAGUAAUUAAAAAUUUUAUUUGAGACAUGUAUAUUUCAUCCAGGCAAACUCAAAUAUUUUUCAUGCAGAACGUGCGGAGGGGAUGAAUACUUUACCUGCUGUAAUUAAUGUAGAGAUUGCAAUCCUGGUUGUAAAAAAGGCUUGCAUAAACCUUGAC